GCGGAUCAUGGGCCUUUCGGCGGAGGCACGAAUCAAAACACCAAGGUCGAGGCGUGCGCCUUGUGGGUGAAGCGGAUGACGGAGACCGAGUUUUUGAACAUUCAAGAGCAAAUGAUGUAUGACCGGUCAGUGUUGCUAGACGAGGAUCGUGCGCACUGCGAGCACGAUAUUCCACAGUGCGCUGAAGAACUAAUGCAACAAGCGGCCAUUACCACGCGCAGCAUCUUUGCCCAGGGCUAA
This is a messenger RNA of Effrenium voratum, 240 nucleotides long. NCBI's taxonomy places the organism in Eukaryota, Dinophyceae, Suessiales, Symbiodiniaceae. The record is from the annotation of a GenBank genome assembly.